This is a messenger RNA of Syzygium oleosum, 1419 nucleotides long. RefSeq names its product homeobox protein knotted-1-like 6. Bases 300 to 1310 code for a protein of 336 amino acids. Gene Ontology annotation, biological process: regulation of DNA-templated transcription. The record is from RefSeq and is a predicted model, not a curated record. Gene Ontology annotation, cellular component: nucleus. Lineage: Eukaryota; Viridiplantae; Streptophyta; Magnoliopsida; Myrtales; Myrtaceae. Gene Ontology annotation, molecular function: DNA binding; DNA-binding transcription factor activity, RNA polymerase II-specific. The transcript has 5 exons.
UAAAAUUGCGCUUCUCAAUGCAUCUCCUCUUGCUUCUGCAUCGUCCAUUUCUUGUUUCUCGCACAAAACAAAACCAAACCCUACUCUGUCUCUCUCUGUCUCUCUCGUAUUCCAUAGUCCACUCAAACAUGAAUGAUUGAACACUGCUUUCACAGUUUGCUCAGCUCUCUCUCUCAGACAUCCUCCCUCGUCCUCGCCCUCGCUCUCGCUGUAUUUCUAUAUAUACAAAACUACCGGCACAAGACACAAGACACAAAGAGCAACCACGAACUGUUGCUCUCUUGGUAUACGCAUAUAUAAUGGAGGGACUGUACGGACUGCACAUUCCCAUGGAGGCUGUACCGGAGGACCUGCAGGUUUCUCCGGAAGAAAGUAACCGUAAUCAUCAUGAUCAUUAUCCUUUUAGUUUUUUUCACCCGCAAAGCUCGACGUCUUUUCACCUGUGCGGGCCGGACCACCAGUUGGUGCCGGGUUCGUCCGCCGUAUCCGAUGCCGGGUCGAGCAUGGUUGUCGUUGCGGACGGAGGAGGAGGAGGAGAAGACGAAGAAGAUGAUGGCGACGCCUCGACAACGCUUCGAGCCAAGAUCGCCACGCACCCUCUUUACCCUAAACUGCUCGAGGCGUAUGUUGAUUGCCACAAGGUGGGGGCUCCGCCGGAAGUAGCGGGUUUACUGGACGAAAUCCAGCGACAAAGUGACGACAUAUCUAUGGUCACAGGAUCUGUUGACAAUUGUCUCGGUUCGGAUCCCGAACUUGAUGAGUUCAUGGGAACUUACUACAGGAUGUUGGUGAAGUACAAAUCGGAUCUGUCAAAGCCGUUCGAGGAGGCAACCUCGUUCUUGAACACCAUGCGUGACCAGCUCAACACUCUUUGCCACGGGUCGUCUUCAUCGACCAACUAUCUUCAUGUGAUGGAAGAUUGUGCUGGGUCAUCUGAGGAUGAUCUUAGUGGAGGUGAGAUCGAUGUGUCGGAGGGAAACCGGUCCAGUGAAGACUGCGAACUUAAGGAAAAACUCCUGCGCAAGUACAGCGGAUACAUCGGGGCUCUAAAGCACGAUUUCUCGAAGAAGAAGAAGAAAGGGAAGCUGCCACGGGAGGCCCGGCAAUUGCUGCUCGAUUGGUGGAGCAUUCAUUACAACUGGCCAUACCCCACUGAAGCGGACAAGCUCGGAUUGGCAGAGGCGACGGGGCUGGACCAGAAACAGAUCAACAACUGGUUCAUAAAUCAGAGGAAGCGCCAUUGGAAGCAGGCCGAGAACAUGCCAUCCGGCAUCAUGGAGAGUCUGUAUGGACCGUUAUUCGCAAAUUAGUGAUAUCAGGUGUUGGGUGCAAGAUUUCUCACGUAGGAUCACCUGUAUAAGUUACGGAACCUUGCCUCUUGGUUUUCCAUGCAAUUGAAAAUACUCUCCUCUUUCUUAA